This is a messenger RNA of Vanessa atalanta (red admiral), 1862 nucleotides long. RefSeq names its product facilitated trehalose transporter Tret1-like. The transcript has 5 exons. The record is from RefSeq and is a predicted model, not a curated record. Bases 181 to 1680 code for a protein of 499 amino acids. Gene Ontology annotation, molecular function: transmembrane transporter activity. Gene Ontology annotation, cellular component: membrane. NCBI's taxonomy places the organism in Eukaryota, Metazoa, Arthropoda, Insecta, Lepidoptera, Nymphalidae. Gene Ontology annotation, biological process: transmembrane transport.
GUGUCCACGGCGGUCGGUAACGACGGGUCCCUUGGACCAUUCCAUAUUUAAAUAUUUUAAAUCGUGUUUUCAUUCGCGAAUAUUGUUGAGUGUAGAUGUUUUUUUUUUAAUAAAAAAGAAAUAAGGAAACAUAUUUCACAAAUAUCGUCGACGUGACAUGCAGAACACAUUCAAGAUAAAAUGUCAGAGAAAUACGGGGUUACAAUGACAGAUAGCGCGGUGUUUACGAAACAACGGGUUUCGCCAUUUCUGAGACAGCUAUUGGCCGUAAGCGGUAUCGUGUUAUACAUGAUCGGCACUGGCGCCAAUAUCGCUUACCCUGGAGUCCUGUUGCAACAGUUACGUCAACCAGACUCAGCUGUACAUCUGACUCCAGAGCAUGAGUCAUGGAUCGCAUCAAUCCUAGGCCUAGCUCUCAUCUCAGGCAUCAUCGUGGCACCGUUCUGUCUGCAGAAGUUGGGACGUCGUCUUACUAACCAGCUGAGCACUCUUCCCGCCCUCGCUGGAUGGGCUUUGCUGGUGGCCGCCAAGGGUCCUACAGCGUUACUGAUGAGCAGGUCCUUGCAGGGUUUCGGCAUGGGCAUCCAAGCAGCCGCCGCCCCUGUUUCCAUCGCUGAGUACUCUGCCCCGAAACACAGAGGAGCUUUCCUUGCAACCAUCGCGUUUUCAUUCGCAACCGGUAUGCUGGUUGCUCACAUCUUCGGUACCAUCCUCUAUUGGAGAUCAGCAGCUCUGGCCUGUGGUUCUUUUUAUGCCAUAUCUCUCGUCUUAAUCUCGUUAUCACCUGAAACACCACCAUUCCUCGCGACAAAAGGCAGGUUCAGUGAAUGCCGUAAAUCAUUUCGAUGGUUAAGAGGACAAGAUGAUGACGCUGAGAAGGAAUUAGAAGUUCUCAUGAACAGCCAAAAACAUAAGGACAUUCAAACACCAAAAAUAUCAAAAUUCAAAACGUAUUCUGAAAUAAUUAUGAAGCCGGAGUUUUACAAGCCAACUGUUAUAAUGAUGUUCAUGUUCGUACUCUUCCAGAUAUCUGGAAUGACUGUGGUACCAUCGUAUACGGUGCCGAUGAUGGCGGAAGUAACAGAUGGUACCAUAGAAUCUUACACGAGCAUGCUCAUGGUCGAUGUUGUGAGAUUCGCUACGGCAGUGUUGGCGUGCAUCGUCGUCAACAAGCUCAAUCGACGCACUGUGCUUUUCUUAGGAAUUUACAUAAGCGUAGCUUCAUUGUUGUUGACUUCUCUUCUUUUAUAUUUAAGAGAUUUUGGAUAUAUAGCUGACGAAUAUAAAUGGACGCCGGUAGUACCCACACUCUUUUACAUUUUUGGAAAAACAUUGGGUAUACUGCCCAUACCCUGGGCAAUCGCUGGAGAAAUAUUUCCCCUGGCGUAUCGAUCACUCGGAAGCGGAAUUUCCGGUAUGUUCCUUUCCAUAAUGUUUUUCGUGGUGGUGAAAACUGCGCCCACAUCGUUCAGACAGAUUGGAGUUAAAGGAACAUUUUGCGUGUAUGGAGUGAGCAUAGCCAUUUGUGGUAUUUUCUUAUUCUAUCUCCUUCCUGAGACUAAAGGUAAAACUCUAUACGAAAUAGAAAGUUACUUUAAGGGAGUUAAAGACAAAACAGGAAAGGUGGAAGUAAGUGAAAAAGAUCGAAUUCUAGAUUUAGAGAAGGUCGAAGAAGGUUGAAUGGGCGAAUGGAAUAUUUAGGAGACGCCUUCCAGCUCUAAGCAGCUGGCCCCGUAGUUAGGAGGACUAUCUUAUGACGACUAUAAUUUAAUUUAUUGCCAUAUACGCUGAAACAUGGAUCCAUUGACGUUAUUACAAAAUUUCCGUGAUGUUAAAAUGCAAUAAAAAUGCAAUAAAUGCAA